UCGUCACCGCUCCCGCGCUCAGCUCGCGAGCCAAUCAGCCCCCUGUCUGCGCGCCACGUCGUCACAGCGACUUGACUCGCCGACCAGCAGACGAGCUCUUCAUCGCUCGCCGCAGCAGCCGCAGCAUCUUCGCGUAGCGCGCCUCAUCCCGUUCUCCAGACGGACUCGCCGACCUGCGCAUGCUUGCCGUCUCCUCUCCCUUCCACCUCGUCUCGCUUUCUCCUUCGCUCCGCGCCGCGUUCCUCACGUCGCCCGGCUCUUCUGCCGCUUCUUCUCGCUGCACGACGCCCAGCUCGCCGGCCGCCGCGCGCAUCUCCUCUCCGCUCGGCACGCCCUCGUCGGCCUGCUCCUCCUACACGACCUCGAGUGCCUCUUGCGGCGAGCUUCUGGGCGAGUACUCCGACCUCGUGGCGCGCUUCAUGAGUUCGAGCAAGACGGCGCCUGCUGCACACCAACCCGACGCGACGUAUGCGCAGUGGCAGGGCGCAUCGUCAUCGCAGCAGCAGCAGCAGCAGCAGCAACAGCAGCAGCAGCAUGACGAGGCCGUCGCAGUGGCAAAUCAGCUCAACGACGUCGCGGUGAGCGCGGCACACGAGCAGCGCCAGCGCCAGGCCAGCCAUGGGUCGUCGGCAUAUUCGAGCUCCAGCACACCGCACACCACGGGUGAAGUCGUACCGCCGAGGGCAGAGGCGGCUGCCAGCGAGGCGGCGCCGGCAGCGACGGCCGAUCGUGAGACACCAUCGCUUUCAUUGCAGCGCUGCGGCUCGGCUCCUAUUCGCUUUCUGGCGCCGGCCUGCUGUUGCACUGCGGGCCGUCCGCACGCCGCCAAGUUGCACUAUGUGCCGAAGUUACCGCCCGGCGUCUUGACGAGUGACCCCUGAGCGGGCCGAGUAUGUGCUGUGCGAGAAGCUUCUCGUCACGAGGUGCUUGUGCUGCGGCGCUGUACACCGUCCGCCACGCCGACGUCGAGCUCGUCGCUGACUACGAUCACCCCUCUCAGACGUUCUCUCCUGCACCGGUU
Messenger RNA from Tilletiopsis washingtonensis, 1021 nucleotides. RefSeq lists its product as hypothetical. The transcript has 2 exons. NCBI's taxonomy places the organism in Eukaryota, Fungi, Basidiomycota, Exobasidiomycetes, Entylomatales. The coding region runs from base 180 to 881 and encodes 233 amino acids. The record is from RefSeq and is a predicted model, not a curated record.